Molecule: messenger RNA, 2400 nt
Organism: Uncinocarpus reesii 1704
Lineage: Eukaryota; Fungi; Ascomycota; Eurotiomycetes; Onygenales; Onygenaceae
Exons: 3
Coding region: 1-2400 (799 amino acids)
Cellular component (GO): microtubule; membrane; cytoplasm
Molecular function (GO): microtubule binding; GTP binding; GTPase activity
Source: RefSeq, a predicted model, not a curated record
AUGGUCAUGAAACACUUUACCACAAAUGCCCUUGAAGGGUUAUGCUCGGAAGAUCAGCUAGAUCUCCUAAAUUCUAUCGAUACUCUCCGUUCACAGGGAAUUAGUCACUACAUUUCGCUACCGCAGAUUAUUGUCUGCGGCGAUCAGUCAUCAGGCAAAAGCUCGGUGCUCGAGGCCAUUUCUGGCGUUGCCUUUCCGGUCAAGAGCAACCUCUGCACUCGGUUCCCAACUGAACUCGUGCUACGCAAGUCUCCAGAGGUUCACGUGAGCGUGUCGAUUGUUCCUCACCGGUCCCGCAGCGAAUCCGAACAACACUCACUUGAAAGCUUUCGAGAAGAUCUCGAUAGCUUUGAAGGGCUUCCGGAACUUAUUGAAAAUGUCAAGACGGCCUUGGGUAUCUCAACACACGGGAGAGCCUUUUCAAAUGACAUACUUCGCAUAGAGAUUUCGGGGCCAGACCGCCCCCACCUCACCAUCGUUGAUCUACCGGGCCUCAUCCACUCGGAGACAAAGCAGCAGUCAGCGUCCGAUGUUGACUUAGUUCAGGAUGUGGUCCAAGCCUAUAUGAGGGAACCACGAAGCAUUAUUCUCGCUGUAAUAUCUGCCAAGAACGAUAUCGCCAACCAGAUUGUGCUGAAGCUCGCCCGUGGAGCCGACAGGUUUGGCCGUCGGACGCUUGGUGUAAUUACAAAGCCUGAUACCUUGAUCCCCGGAUCAGCGACGGAAUCUAUUUUUGUUUCUCUCGCGAAGAACCAAGAAGUUGACUUUCGGCUCGGGUGGCAUGUCCUGAAAAACAUGGACUCCGAGAAGGGAAUCUCAACUCUGGCCGAUCGUGAUGUCGAAGAAAGGCAGUUCUUCUCGCAAGGAGUUUGGAAAGACAUCGCCCCAUCGACCAUGGGCAUUGCCAGACUGCGAGGGAGGCUCAGCAAAGUCCUUCUUGGACAAAUUGCCACCGAGCUGCCUAGCCUUGUUGGUGAAAUCAAAGUACAAAUCGAGGCCUGCUGCGGGAAAUUAGAAAGGUUAGGUGAGCCACGGGCAACCUUGCACGACCAGCGACUCUAUUUGUUCCACAUUAGCCAAGCUUUUCAGUCUCUUGCCAAAGCUGCUGUUGAUGGUACGUACAACGAGCCUUUUUUUGAAGGCAUUGACUCGAGUAUGGGGUAUCCAAAACGUAUGCGCGCCGUCGUGCAGAACCUCAACCAAAACUUCGCCGAUACAAUCAGUCGACAUGGCCAUUAUCGCCAUAUCUCAGAGGACGGGGGCGGGAAGCGCCUGACCAAACACCAGAUUAGUAUUACACGCGAGGCAUUCCUUGGCUACAUAGAAUCUCUCUUGAAGAUAUCUAGGGGUAGAGAGCUACCUGGAACCUUUAAUUCAAUGAUUGUGAAGGAUUUAUUCUUCGAGCAAUCUGCUCCAUGGGAGAAAAUUGCUCAAAACCAUGUAAAGGAGGUUUGGACGGCAGCGAAGGAAUUUCUACACCUUGCGAUUGCCCAUAUUGCGGAUACUGGAACCGCCAAAGCCUUGUUCCAAACCACAUUUGAGCCCGCUUUGGAGCAGCUCUUAAAUAAAUUACGGGACAAGACCAGUGAGCUCCUGAUACCACACCGAGAGUGGCACCCAAUUACCUACAAUCACUACUUCAUGGAAACUUAUCAAAAAAUUCAAAAGGAGCGUCGGAGAGAAGAUUAUUCUACGGUUAUAAAGAAGUUCUUCGAUGCUCCGGACCUUCACACAGAAGUUAACAUAGGUUAUCGGAAUGACCUCCACCAUUUACUAGACUCUCUUGUUGGGCGUACCGAGCUGGACAUGAGCCGUUACGCUUCUAUCGAAGCUCUGGAUUGUAUGGUUGCAUAUUACAAGGUGAUUCAUCUAGCCGCGGUUGCGCUAAAGCGAUUCAUUGAUGACAUCGCGAUUGAGGCCGUUGAGGGGAAGCUUAUAUCACUCUUGGGUAGUAUAUUUACUUCGGUCGCAGUGUUUGAGAUGCCCGAUACUGUCGUUACGCAAAUUGCGGGCGAGUCUGAAGAAAAUAAAACCGAACGGGACCAAUUGAAUAAACAACUAGAUAUUCUCACGAGAGGGUCUGCUACCUGCAAGCGGUUCAUUGGAGAUGACAGUUUCGAAAGCAAAAGUGGACAUCAAGCUAGCAUCCAGUCCGACGCAGCGGAUUCUCCAUUGGACGGCAGCGAACCAUCGACUGCAUUGUCUAUAGAAUGUGCCAGCUCAUCGGUCAGAGAUAAUGCAUAUGACGAAAUUCCAUUCCCCGAGCCCGUUGCCGAAUUAGAGCUGGAACCUCCCGCAGAGCCUGAGGUUUAUGAAUUGCCGCCUGAGAAGCUGUCGAAAAAAACGAAAAAGAAAGGGUCCCAGAAAAAAUACAAUAGCUUUUGGAGGGAAGUAGACUAG